AUGUGGGGUCUCAACACUUUGCUUAGUGAUGGAUUAGAAGCAUUGCAACCGAUUACCAAAAAGAAACUGGAGAAAAUUGAAAAUUUAAAGCAUAAAAGUGAUUAUGAACUAGUAGACUAUGUGUACAGUGUUGUAAAGGGAUUACCUAUAUUUAACGAAGUCCCGUCAACAGCUUUGUACCACAAGAAGAGCAAUGAAAAAGCCGACGAAAGCCGUAGGAUUGGCAACGAACUAUUUAUUCGAAAUUUUGACUUCGUAAACGCCGUAGAAUAUUACACGCAAGCUGUAGCAAAUGCUGAACUUGGUAGUGAAAGUCUGAGUCUUGCUUAUUCAAAUAGAUCUCAUGUGCUAUUGGAUCAACGCUAUUAUAAGGAGUGUUUACAGGAUAUAGACCGAGCUCUUAAAUGUAACUAUACAGAGAACUUGAAACAAAAAUUGUUGCUCCGACAAGAAAGGGCAGAAGAACUGAAACGCUAUCAAAAAAAUGACUCCUACCACGAUCCACUACCAGAAAUAAAAAAUAAAAAUAAAUUCAUUGAGUCAAGUUCUAAUUCCAUAGCCAUUCGUUUGGAUGAAAAUAGGGGUCCGCUUAUAGUGGCUACAAAAGAUAUAAGAAUUGGUGAAGUAUUGGCCGUAGAAGCACCGUAUGUUUCACAAACAGAUAUUAUUAACAAAUAUUUGCAUUGUCAUGAAUGUUUGGAACUUUGCUUUAACAUGAUAGCUUGUGACAAUUGCACGGAAGCGUUAUAUUGUAGCGAAAACUGUAAAGAACAAGCUUAUAAAUCAUACCAUAAAUAUGAAUGCAUUUUAAUACAGUAUGGAUUAAACAAAAAAACUAUUUUCUUGAGACUUUCAUUGAAGUCAGUGUUGGAAUAUGAUCGAUUGAUAGAAGAUUUGUCCAGAAAUGAUGACAUUGUAUAUCAAUCUAAUCGCUACAAAGAAAUUUACCAAAUGGAAACUUAUAAAAACUCCAAAGAUCCCAAGGAGUUAUAUCAGAAUGCUUUGGAGCCUGUGGUUUUUUAUCACUAUUUAACAACCUACACUGAUAUACUAAAAGAACUGAAUGUUGAACAUAAAGAACGAGUUUUGAAAGAGCUACUGUUGAAGAACUACUUUAUAGUAGGGUACAAUAAUAUAUGCAUUGAGAAAUUGAAGCAAAGCUAUAUUUGCACCUCAGAAUUUGAAGUAGUGGGCUCCGGAGUAUAUUCAUUAUAUACUAAAUUUCAGCACUCUUGCUUUUCCAAUACCUUUCUUCUCUUCUAUGGAAACAAAAUAGUUGUUAAGGCUCUUACCAAGAUCAGAAAGGGGGAACAUGUGACCACUAGUUUUGGCAUAACUUUCGCCAAUAGUAAAAAAUCUGAUCGUCAGACUAGGCUGCAAAAAUUUUACAAUUACACCUGCCACUGUGAACCAUGUUUAAAUGAUUGGCCCAUGAGUGGUUUUCUAGAAAAAGGAGCUCCAAUUCCAAAAAAAUUUAUGAAGAAAGUUACGAAUUUGUUCGCUAGUAAUAGAUUAGAUAGAAGCCGGGUAAAAAAGCUUUUGGUAGAAGCCUAUGCAUUGUAUGAAAAUCUAAAGAUUACUGAAAUACCUACUGAGAAUUACAUAUUGCUUAGGUGUGUCAUAUGUGAGUUAUUUCUAUGUUUUGCCAAUAAAAUCAUUGAUUAA
Molecule: messenger RNA, 1665 nt
Organism: Anoplophora glabripennis (Asian longhorned beetle)
Lineage: Eukaryota; Metazoa; Arthropoda; Insecta; Coleoptera; Cerambycidae
Product: SET and MYND domain-containing protein DDB_G0273589-like
Exons: 3
Coding region: 1-1665 (554 amino acids)
Molecular function (GO): protein binding
Source: RefSeq, a predicted model, not a curated record